AUGACCAAAUUGAGUUAUUGCUUGACCUUACCGUGGGGAGGGACUGCUAGCAAUAAGGAAGAGUGGGUUUUGAAUUUUGAGGGAACUUUGAAGCUCUCAAUCACUGGAUUUGCUCAAUACAAGCAGGCGUUGAGAACGAGUUUUGUGGUUACAGUUAUAAUACUCUUAUUAUUUGGUGCCUAUUUUGCGUUUAUACCUGGGAAAGGCCAUAGUGUAUCUAAAGGACCAUAUUAUACAGUGGUUGUUGAUUGUGGAAGCACGGGGACCCGAGUAAAUGUGUACAAGUGGCUGGCAAAGGAUGUAAGUAGUAAGGAAUUGCCGAUUUUGUUGUAUUCUUAUCCCGACAAUUCAACUGAUGGAAUGCUUUGGAAAAGUUGUAAGUAUCACUGUCUGCAAACUGAGCCUGGUUUGGAUAAAUCUGUCGGAAACUUAUCAGGAGUAAGAGCAUCUUUGGAACCAUUAAUUACAUUGGCAGAACAUAAGGUUCCUUCUGAAAAACGCAGAGACACUCCCAUUUUUGUUCUAGCUACUGCUGGACUAAGGAGAUUGGCAAUGGAGGAUGCUAGGCGGGUAUUGAAUGACAUAGAAGUUGUUGUAAAAGAACAUACAUUUUUGUAUAAAAAGAGUUGGAUACGGGUAUUGAGUGGCCAAGAAGAAGCUUAUUAUGGUUGGGUGGCUCUAAAUUAUAAAAUGGGUAGCUUUGGGAAUCAUUCAAGGUCACCCACUUUGGGACUUCUUGACUUAGGAGGCUCAUCAUUGCAGAUUGUCGUGGAAGUUGAUGAUACAAGAGAAGAUGCAAACUUAGUGAGAUCAAAAUUUGGUUUUGUCGAACAUGAUAUUUUAGCUUACUCAUUGUCGGAAUUUGGAUUGAAUGAAGCAUUUGAUAGGACGGUUGUUAUGCUCAGCCAUAUGGAACAACUCACAGAAAGUGCAUCUGGUAUAGUAGAGAUCAGACAUCCUUGUCUUCAUACUGACAUUGUGCAAAACUAUACCUGCUAUGGUUGCUCCCAGCUAAAUGCUCCUGAUCAGAAAAAUGUGACCAGUCAAGUGCAAGAAACUAAAUUUCCUUCUGUAUAUCUGGUUGGAGCGCCAAAUUGGGAGCAAUGCAGAAGACUUGCUAAGGUUGCUGCUAUCAAUUCAAGCACAGCUGACACAGACCUUAGAGCAAGGUCAUGUUCUGAUAAUGGGAAUGAAAUGAUAAAUUUGACUGCUUUUGCUCACCCGAAAGCCCGCUUUCAUGCACUAUCUGGAUUUUUUGCUAUUUAUGACAAGUUGAAUUUGAGCGGAAGAGCCACCUUGAUGAAGAUUUGGGAGAAAGGCCAGCAAGUAUGCUCCAGAUCAUGGUCUGACCUAAGCAGUAAUUCACAGAAUGCAUAUUUUGCUUGGCAAUAUUGCUUUCGUGUACCUUAUGUGGCAUCGCUCGUUGACGAUGCCCUGUGUCUUGGUGACAAAGAGAUCAUUUUUGGUCCUGCGGAUGUUACUUGGACAUUAGGAGCUGCAUUGGUCGAAGGAGAAUAUUUAUGGUCAAGUCCUACUAGAUCUCAAAUUAGCAUUUUAGCCCUAAAUACGGAGCUCCCCAUGAUAGGCAGGAAGAGCGCAGUAAGAGGACAGAAGAUGAUAGAUUAG
Prunus armeniaca (apricot) is the source of this 1626-nucleotide messenger RNA. NCBI's taxonomy places the organism in Eukaryota, Viridiplantae, Streptophyta, Magnoliopsida, Rosales, Rosaceae. The record is from the annotation of a GenBank genome assembly.